Messenger RNA from Planococcus citri (citrus mealybug), 6064 nucleotides. It is a transcript of the gene woc, whose product is annotated as without children. The transcript has 21 exons. The coding region runs from base 347 to 5425 and encodes 1692 amino acids. Gene Ontology annotation, molecular function: zinc ion binding. Lineage: Eukaryota; Metazoa; Arthropoda; Insecta; Hemiptera; Pseudococcidae. The record is from RefSeq and is a predicted model, not a curated record.
AAAAGACAUGAAAUGCCGCUCUCUCUAUAAUUUUCUGAUUUUGUGUAUGAAGAAGGAAGAUUUGAGAAAAUAUAGCGUUUAUUAAACAUAAAUAAUGUAAUUCUUGCAGUAGCUUAUGUGUUUACCAGAAGUGUUUUUGAAAUUUAUCCUCACUUCUAUGUUGGAGUAUGCAUUUUUCUUCGAAAGGUUUUUCAGUAUACUCCCAUUAUCGUUAACAACUCGUUACUUCAGUUAUAAAACCGCAUUUUAUGUGCUAUCUUGUGGCAGCAACUCCAGCUGAAAAAGGGAUUCAAUCACUAGAGAUUUGAAAUAUUAUGCCCAUCAUCGUACCGCAGUCAUAUACUUUAUGAGAAUGGAGAAUUCUUCCAUUGAGAAAGAAGUGAAUUCAGUUGAAAACACCGAAGAUGCAGAUCGUGUAAAUCAUAUACCAUCUAAAAAUGAAAAUGCUUCGAGUAAUGCUGUAGCGGAGGAUGUUUCUAGUAACGAUAUUGAUGUAGGCCCCACGCUCGAUGGAUUAACACAGAAAGAAACUCGUAAAAAUGAAGGUGAUGUUGUUAAUCUUAAACCAAUUAAGUCGUCUGGUAAUAAUUCUAUUGAGAUUAAUGGCGACUUGAAUGAAAAAUCUGAUGAAAAUCUAUCAGAGUCCAAUUCACUACCUAAUGAUAAAAUCAUCGAAGUAAAUGAAGAGAUCGGUGCCGUUUGUUCAGAUUCAAGUAAAGAAUCACUUGAUGCGAACGAGGAUAAAAAUGAUACGUCUGCGAGUUCCAAUGGUAAAUCCAGUAAUCGGGAAAAAGAAAAAGAUGAUACUCCGUCUAUUCCGAGUACUAAUGAAAACGGCUCGGAAGUGGAUUCGUCGCAACUUGAUGAUUUAUCGUCGAGAAAUAAGAAUAUUACAAACUCCAGCUGUGAUUCUGAAGAUUACCUUUCAGCUACGGAUUCAAACGAAAUUUCUACGCCAGCUAAACAAAGUAAAUCAGGCGAUGGAUCACAAAUUAGUAUAGCUGAUGAGGUUACCAGUGAUGAAGUGGAUAGUUCUGUGGCUCGAGACGACAGUGCGAAUUUUAAUAGCUUUUCCAAAUCGGUACCAAGUGUCGAGAACCACGAAAAAAGUGAAAAUUCAACGAAUUCUCUCGAACCUAUGGAAGUAGACAGAUCGCCUUCUCCUGCCAGUAUUACCGAAAGCAACGAAAAAGACGAUUCCAAUUUCGAGUCAGCGGCCAAAAGCCCCGAGCAAAAAGACACUGUAGAGGAAACUAGUGAAAAUCCCAAAUCAAUGAAUAAAGACAACCAGCAAGCUGAUUCCAACGUUGACAAAACCAAUGAGAAUUCGGACCUAAUAAACGAAGAUCAUGAUCCAUCAAAAAGUGAAGACCAAUCGUCUAGCACUGCGGAAAAACUUGACGAUGAUCAAAUCACUGAUAACUCGCUGCAAGAUACUUCUGCAAACGUUGACAGCACCAAAGAAUCGCCAGGUGCCGAUGCUUCUGCAAACGUCGAUAGUACCAAAGAAACGUCAGGUACCGAUGUAACUUCCGUUAAUACGAGUAACUCGACUAUCAGUAAAACCGUCUCAGAAACCGUUAAUAAUAAAGAAUCAACGUCGGAAGAAACCUCAGAUGCAAAAAAUACCGAAGUUUUGCAUAUCGAUGAAAACGACGAAGAGCCGGAGGAAGUGAUGGAUACAUCAGAAUGUGACCCUUUUGGACAAGUUUCCGAAAAUGCAGCGACUGAAGUUGAAGAAAUGGAAGUUGAUGGAACCAGCAGUUGUAAAGAUGCGCAAAGCGAAAUGGUGGAAAUCGUUACCGUCAUCAAUUCAACCGAAGAAUAUUCUAGUAGUAGCGAAUCGGCAUCGAAAUCAACUCAUGAAAAAUCGUCGACCGACGAUUCCGUUGAUCAAACCGAUGAGAAUUGUAUCAUCCCAGAUAACGUGAACAAUGAAGGUGACGAGGGUGCUAAGACGACCAUUGAAGUUGUAAAACCAAAGUUUGAUAUAACGCCGGUUCGUUUGGAAAAAUUGAUGGAUCCGAGUAAAUUUGUUAAUUCGCAAGAAAAGAGCAAUGAACUAAUCCAAGAUAAAAGCAGUAGUACUACCAACGAUCCAGAUUCGAAUAAUCUUACAGUUACCAGUAGGCCACAACGACAAGCUGCAAAAAAAGCUGAAUCUCAAAUUAAGGAAAUCGUUGCUCAAACCGAAAGUGAGAGUUACAAUAUCGAAGAUAUUGAAAAGUUAGCAGAACCGUCGCUGCAAGUUUGUUACCGUUGUAGUCGUCUAAGGCAAUGCCGAUUCGUAGCUUCGUUAGGGUCUAGGACAGUGUAUCUUUGUCAAGAAAGUUGUUUCGAGUCCGCUUCAGAAAAGAAAGGAAUAACGUUGAAAUGCACGUCGAAAUUACAACCUGCAGCGCCUCAGAAAGCCCCAUCGGUGCCGGAUUCCAUCCACUUUCUAAGAAAAUGCAGCCAAUGUAACUUACAUAAUAUUUUGGAUGAUAAGUCAUUGACUUGGGAAGCUAUGGAUUUUUGCAAUGAAGAUUGUUUAAGCCGUUACCAAGUUCAGCAUGGAGCGAAUUGUGCGUUUUGCAAAGGAAGUGUUCAGCAUAUGAGCAUGGGAAAAUAUUCGGUACGAUUUGGCUUAGAAGCUAGGCAGUUUUGUUCCGGCACCUGUUUGGAAGAAUUCAAAAAAGGAUUAAAGUCGUGUAGCUACUGUCAACAAGAUAUUACCAAAGCGACCGAUAUCAUCACUGCCCAAAUUGGCGAUAAAGGACAGACGAAGGAUUUUUGUUUGCAAAGUUGCGUUGAAAAGUAUGAAAGAAUGAGCACUAAUUCGCCGUUGCCAGUCAUUCGAGACACUUGUACCGUUUGCGCUCAGUUGAAAGAUGUUGAGGUUCAGGUUUUUAUACAGUCAAGAACACACCCCUUGUGUAGUGAUGUUUGUUUCAUGACUUUUAAAUUCGCCAAUAAUAUAUCUGAUGUUGAUCAAUGUCACAUAUGUAAAAAAUUCUACGAAGAAGGAAAUCCUGAUAGUUAUUUCGUAUUUCACGAUGAUACUCCGUAUAAUUUUUGCAGCAAAGUCUGUAUGAAUGUGUUUAUAUUAUUUAGAAGAAAAAUCGUGCCAUGCAAUUGGUGCAAAGUGAAGAAGUACAAUUUUGAUAUGAUUAAAAGGUGUUCCUCCGGCGGAAGUAGUGUUAUGAUGUGUUCAUUGAACUGCCUAACGUUAUAUCAAGUUUCUAUGAAUGCUACCUCAACGCGAAAAAUCAAAUGUGAUCUCUGUUCAUCCAUUAAUUACGCGCAGUAUCAUUUAACGAUGUCAGAUGCAACGAUAAGAAAUUUCUGUUCUUAUAAUUGCGUAAUGAUUUUCCAAACGCAAUAUAAUAAAACGCCAUUAACGAUGCAUGAGCCUAAUAAAUCAAAUUCAGCUCCAGUACCUCUCGGAGCUCCUAAAAGAGCUAUACUUCAUCAAAAAACAGUUGUUACACCGACUAACGAUCUUCAGCGAAAUUCUAUUCAAAAAUCCAUUACUACCGUAGCCAACGGACUUUUACCGCAGCUAACCAGUACUGGGACUUUGAAAAUAAGCAGUCCAUUGACGGUUGCAACUGCAAGUGGUCCUAGUACUCUGCUGACUACAACGUCGACAGCCAAAACACAAACUGUUACGAAAUAUAUUCAGCAAAUCAUCAUUAAACCGCCAGAACCGAAAGAGACGACGAAUAAGUUCACGCAGUGUAAUAUAAAUACUGCCAACAAAAGUGUUUCUUGUCAACCCGAAGUUUCCACGCAGGAAACCCAAACCGAUGAAAUUUCAAAGUAUCCGGCAAUCGUACCUAUUCCGGUUCCAAUAUAUGUUCCUGCUCCAAUGCAUAUGUUUACUACGCCUUUUCCAGUACCAGUACCGUUUGCAUUACCCAUACCUGUGCCUAUAUUCAUACCGACCACUAAAAGUACUUAUAAAGGAGUUGUUCAAUACAUAAAGGAAAUCGUUGAUAAAACGCCAGCUAAUCCUUUCGAAGCUGAUUUACUCUUAAUGGCCAAAAUGGUUGCUGGUGAAGAAAAACCCGAAGAAUCGGAAGAAGUUACGAAAAAUGACAGUGGCGAAGACGAUGAAAUGCCAUUUGUUGACGCUACUCAAGAUGGUGAAAGUUUCGCUGAAUCUGAAUCUUCAACGUCUAAUAAUUUUGGCGACGAUGUAUUACAAAUGGCUAUGAAAAUGGCUACCGAGCAGUUGAGUAACUCGCCGACAGUAGACUUGGAAGCUGAAUUAACUUCGAACACGAUUACACCGCAGACACAAACUGAAGACAACAAUGCGAAAACCGAAGUGGUCGAUGUUCCAGUAGAGCCUAGAAUGACGCGUACUCGAAAACGAGCCAGUAAAGCAGCUAGUGAGACUCCGACUCGAAAAAGAGGACGGCAACAAACCACAGCUCCAACAGAAAAUGAUUCACAGUCGAGUACCGCAUUAUCUCAGUCCCCCGAUGUAUCCUCUGCGUCUGUGGUUCCAGAAAGUGAAAGACCCGAUGUUAAUAUGUGUCUGAAAUUUACAAUCGGAAUAAGAGCAUGGAAACAGUGGCUGCUAGCUAAAAAUGAACAACUCGAACAAGCCGCCACUGCUGCAAAUAAGAAAGCCAAAACUUUCAAUUUGAAUAUUUUAAAGUUGACGACGGAUGAACUGAAUUACUUGCUAUGUUUAUUUGUGAAAGAAGUUCGAAAACCGAAUGGAGAUGAAUACGCUCCUGAUACAAUCUAUUAUUUAUGUUUAAGCAUUCAGCAGUAUUUAUUCGAAAACGGUCGAAUCGAUAAUAUUUUCACCGAUACGUUUUACGAACCUUUUACUAAUGCACUUGACGAAGUGGCUAAGAAAUUUUCCGAAAUCAACGACGCCACUCAAUAUAUCGUGACGCGUGUCGAAGAAGAACAUUUGUGGGAAAGUAAACAGUUAGGAGCACAUUCUCCUCACGUUUUAUUAGCUACUUUGAUGUUCUUCAACACAAAAUAUUUUAAUUUGGCGACUCUCGAAGAGCAUAUGCAGCUAUCGUUUUCACAUAUAAUGAAACACUGGAAACGUAACCCGAAUACUCCAGUUGGAAAACCAGGUUCACCAGCAGCCAAUAGAAAUGUUGUUCUAAGAUUUUAUCCACCUCAAGCAGCAUUAGAUGCUCCUAAUUCUCGAAAGAAGAAAGUGUACGAACAGCAUGAAAACGAAGUUAAUCCUUUGAGGUGUCCUGUUAAGUUAUAUGAAUUCUAUUUAAGUAAAUGCCCAGAAAGCGUUAAACAACGUAACGACGUAUUUUAUUUACAACCAGAACGUUCGUGCGUUCCAGACAGCCCUGUAUGGUAUUCGACGAUGCCUUUGCAAAAAGAUUUAUUAAUGAAGAUGCUGCACCGGGUUAGAAUGGUGAAAGAAGUGAAUGUUUCACUUUUGGCCUCGUGAAAUGAGAAGUGAACCGCCUGAUUACUUGUCAUUAUAAGUAAUCGAGCAUUGGCGGUCGAAAUUUGUUGGUCAUUGAUUUAUUAUUCUCUUUUACUUUUUCGUAACAAUACAUUGUACUAUGUACUGUGUAUGUUUAGUUUUAGUGGAGAUGUGUCUAUUUUAAGGAUACGAGUUAUAUGUAUUGGAGUUUUCAUUUAUUUGAUUUUUUUAUAUUUCAUUUUUGUAUAAUGCUUUAUAUUAUAUAGUUUGAUUUUUAAGGUUUGUUUGUUCAUUUGUUUGUUCUUUUUUUUUUGGUAAUUGUAGUGUAAAUAUUAUGCUGUACAUGUUUACAUGUUGGGAUACUUAAUUGUGUAUUUUUGAAGUGACGGUAGUUCCAGGGUUGCAUUUACAUUGCAAUAAACUUGACGAUCGUCUUAUGUAAUUUUCAUAGGAAGUGAUUUUAUUUUCAAUCACGAUGUCAGCAUCGAGUGAUAAUAUGAUAAGUUAUGAUUGCCCUGUUAAAUUUUUUUUCAGGUACCUAGACGUAUGUUGAUUAGGUUUUACUUUGUAAUCCAUGAUAUGUAGCAAUUUUAGGAUAAGUCAUGAGAUGAUUUAUUUUAUAACAAGUUACUGUUGUAAAUACAUUAUUAUUUGAAAAUU